AUGCACGCGGCGUCCGCCGCGCACGCCGCGCACGCCGCGCGCUACGGCCCGCCAAUGUCCAGCACACCGAUGGGCGCACCGCCCGCAUGCGGGAUGCCUUCAGCGACGGCGCAGCAACUCGCGCCUGCGCCCGGGCCGCCCCGCUCGGUGCCACUGGUGACCUUGCUAGACCCGCCGCUCGCACCGGACGGGCAGCGAGAGUUCUCGCGCGCCGAGGCUCACGGCUGCUACCUCACCACCCACGGGACUGAACCCACGCUGGAUUCGACCACUCUGGAGGUAUGGUACGCGUAG
Molecule: messenger RNA, 294 nt
Organism: Emiliania huxleyi CCMP1516
Lineage: Eukaryota; Haptophyta; Isochrysidales; Noelaerhabdaceae
Exons: 3
Coding region: 1-294 (97 amino acids)
Source: RefSeq, a predicted model, not a curated record